Messenger RNA from Nicrophorus vespilloides, 1225 nucleotides. RefSeq lists its product as uncharacterized. The record is from RefSeq and is a predicted model, not a curated record. The coding region runs from base 469 to 1029 and encodes 186 amino acids. The transcript is spliced from 3 exons. Lineage: Eukaryota; Metazoa; Arthropoda; Insecta; Coleoptera; Silphidae.
UAUAGUGGGAUCCAUUAAUUGAAAUUCAUAAGAAUGCGCAAGCGCGUAUACUUUUGUUUACUUAAGACAAUGCCGAUUUGUUUACUUUUGAGAAUGCCCAUUUGUUUACUUUUUGGAACGAGGAUGACUAUUCUUGACGCCAUUGUAUCAGAAACUUUUGUGAUCUGUGGUACUGUGUUCCUUAAAAUUUUAAAAUGUCUACUUCAGGCUUCUUUUGCUCUGUUUGUGCAAAAACAUAUGCAAACCAUUCAAAUUUAAGGGCCCAUGUAAAAUUACACCACGCUGAUCAGCUUAAUGAAAUUGCUCCAAAUAAGAUUAAGUAUAAAUGUGAAAUUUGUUCAGAAAGUUAUACCUCAGGACUGAAAUGUCCUUUAUGCGAAGUUAUUGAUGUCAAACCAGCAUUAAUUCAACAUUUUACAUUGGUUCACAAUAUAGAUAUCAAUAUUGAAUAUUGACUAUUGAAUAUAGAUGAAUAUUGACUUUAAAACAAUUGAAGAAUUUAAUAGCUGGAAGAAACAGAUAGAAGAAGAAAACGCAGUAUUCUUUCCCAAGCGCCACGGAACAUUUAAAUCUGCUAUAUAUAUCCGGACGAGAUAUCAGUGUCAUAGGUUAGGAACAUAUCAAAGAGAAGGCAGAGGCCUAAGACAUUUGAAGAUUAAAGGCUCGAAAAGAAUUAAUGCGUUUUGUCCUGCAUCUAUAAUUCUUGAUUAUACAAAUGGUAUUUACAAUGUUAAAUAUACAAGUACCCACAUAGGACACACAAAUGAAUUGUGUCAUAUUUCUCUUCCAAAGAGUAACAGAUUGAUGUUGGCAGAUAAAUUGGCAGAGAAGAUUCCAAUUGAAGACAUUAGAGGUUCACUUCAUGAUUCGAAGUUGGAGCGAAUUCAUCUUGUCACAAAGCAAGACUUAAGAAAUAUAAAAAGGGACUUUCAUUUAGGUAACUCCACAAUUCUAGAUAAAAAUGAUGCAGAGAGUGUAGAUUUGUGGGUAGAAAAACUGACAUGCGAUGACUGCAUCCCUUUUUUAUAAAAGGCAGAAUGAGUUUUCUUCAGAAUUCUCUUUCCUAAAAGAAGAGGAUUUUAUGCUGAUUAUUAUGAAACCAGGACAAAAGCAAAUGCUCCAAAGAUAUGGGUCAGACUGCAUAUGUGUGGAUGGAACUCAUGGGACAAAUGGUUAUGGGUUCCAGUUGCACACAUUAUUGGUGUUAGAUGAUGCAAGAGAAGGA